UGUCCCUCCCGUUGAAUAGAAUAGAAUAGAAUAGUUUCCUCCGGUAAACAUUAAAAAAAACACAGAUUCUUCUGUUGGUCUGCGAUUUCUUCGAUGUUCUUCGGUUUUGAUCUUCAGAUUUGUUUCGCUCGUUCUCUGCGAUGACUCAAUUUCUUUUUAAGAUAGAGGACAAUCUAUAAGAAGAUACUCGGGGAUCUUUUCUCGGCAAUGCGACGCUGGUUCGCCGCGACAUCCCUCUCCCGAGAGGAAUCCUCGUUUUCGCUGUCCUCUUCUUCUUCGGCGUCGCGUUUCCUCAAGUCUCUUCUUCUUCUUCUUCUUCUUCCUCUGCGUUCAGAUCCAAGAGAUGUCCGCUAAUUCUCAUCCUCCUAAUUCAAAAAACGUCCUCUGUAACGCAGCCGCCGGUGCCGCCGCAGGGGUUUUUGCGGCUACGUUUGUUUGCCCUCUUGAUGUUAUAAAAACGAGGUUUCAGGUUCAUGGGCUGCCCAAGCUCGGUGAUGCAAACAUCAAAGGUAGUCUAAUUGUUGGCAGUCUUGAGCAGAUCUUUAAGAAAGAAGGCAUGCGUGGCUUGUACCGAGGACUUUCCCCUACUGUGAUGGCUCUUCUCUCCAAUUGGGCGAUUUAUUUCACAAUGUAUGACCAGCUCAAGAGCUUUCUUUGUUCAAAUGAUGAGCAUCACAGACUCAGCGUUGGUGCUAACGUAUUGGCUGCUUCUGGUGCUGGAGCUGCUACCACAAUUGCCACAAAUCCUCUUUGGGUUGUCAAGACUAGACUUCAGACACAAGGAAUGAGAGUGGGUGUAGUGCCAUACAAAAGUACACUGUCUGCUUUAAGGAGGAUAGGUUACGAAGAGGGAAUUCGAGGAUUGUACAGUGGUCUUGUGCCUGCACUAGCUGGUAUUAGUCAUGUUGCCAUUCAGUUUCCUACAUAUGAGAUGAUCAAAGUCUACUUGGCCAAGAAAGGUGAUAAAUCAGUGGAUAAUCUCAAUGCUCGUGAUGUAGCAGUUGCCUCUUCGAUUGCAAAGAUAUUUGCUUCCACAUUAACUUACCCGCACGAGGUUGUACGAGCUAGGCUGCAAGAGCAAGGGCACCACAGUGAGAAACGCUACUCAGGCGUGAGAGACUGUAUCAAGAAAGUGUUUGAAAAAGAUGGGUUGCCCGGUUUUUACAGAGGCUGUGCCACUAACCUCCUAAGAACAACUCCCGCAGCAGUAAUCACUUUCACUAGCUUCGAAAUGGUGCAUCGUUUCCUUGUCACCCAUAUACCUUCUGAGCAAAGCUCUAUACUUUAAAAUCUAUUUGGUUUCUGAUGAUGACGACCAAAGGUUAAUUUACACAAUUAAAAAGGUUUACCCACUUUUGGGAGAUAAAUCAAAAUAGGAGUUCGUUAAUGUCUUUUGAUGGAGAAAACAGAAUCUUGUAAGAAUGGAUUGAAGUGCUAGAAACUUGAGAGACCCACAAAGAAUAUUAUAGUGUUACUUAAAAUUCUUUUAUUUCUCAAUUUUUGGUACUC
Capsella rubella is the source of this 1509-nucleotide messenger RNA. Its product is annotated as nicotinamide adenine dinucleotide transporter 1, chloroplastic. Gene Ontology annotation, molecular function: NAD transmembrane transporter activity. The transcript has 9 exons. The record is from RefSeq and is a predicted model, not a curated record. The coding region runs from base 344 to 1288 and encodes 314 amino acids. Lineage: Eukaryota; Viridiplantae; Streptophyta; Magnoliopsida; Brassicales; Brassicaceae. Gene Ontology annotation, biological process: NAD transmembrane transport.